This is a messenger RNA of Suricata suricatta (meerkat), 2794 nucleotides long. RefSeq names its product FEZ family zinc finger 1 (gene FEZF1). Gene Ontology annotation, cellular component: nucleus. The transcript is spliced from 5 exons. The coding region runs from base 683 to 2113 and encodes 476 amino acids. NCBI's taxonomy places the organism in Eukaryota, Metazoa, Chordata, Mammalia, Carnivora, Herpestidae. The record is from RefSeq and is a predicted model, not a curated record.
UGGUGUGGCGCCUCUCUCUGGACUCGGCUCUAGUGCCCUAUGCUCGCCUCACCUUGCACUUGGGUGCCGCUGCAGCCUCCCAGCCCGAAGCCACCCCGAGACCCCAAACGAGGCAUUUCCCAGGCCUAGUCCUUAAGGCCGGUCGCAGCCUGACCUUUCUCCCCACUUAGCCCUUUGGCUGCCUCCCACUUCCAAUAGGACUCACUCCUCUUCCCCCCACAUCCUUAGCAACUGCGUGUCCCCACCACCCAUCCAGCUGCUCUGCUCCGCCGCUGGACACAGGCGUGCGUCCCCAGCCCUGGCUCUCAGCAGUUUCCACCCCUCUCGGCUCGCCGGGCGGGGGCGGGGCAGAGCCUCACGCGAAGCCAGAGUGAGUGGCCUGUGCUGAGCAAUGCGGUAGGGAGGAGGGCUUAUUUUGAGGCAAAUUUCCUCUGUUUGGGGUCCAACCUCGCAUUUUGGGGUGACACUGCUCAGAGGCUCAACAAUCCCAGGUCUUAUCGUCUGCUUGCAUCCAGGCUCCCACUGCCGACGCUUUCCAGGCCUCUUGCAAGAAGUCACCCACGCCCACCCGUCACAAACUACACAAACUCACGGAGGGUAACUCACCAGGUCUGUGACAAGCAGGGAACAAGGCAACGACGGCGCAGCCUGGCCCCGGCUCACGGACGCUGGCGACUCAGACAUGGACAGUAGCUGCCACAACGCGACUGCCAAAAUGUUAGCUACUGCUCCGGCCCGGGGCAACAUGAUGAGCACCUCCAAACCCUUGGCUUUCUCCAUCGAACGAAUCAUGGCGCGCACCCCAGAGCCCAAGGCCCUGCCCGUCCCCCACUUCCUUCAGGGAGCCGUGCCCAAGGGGGACCCCAAGCACUCGUUGCAUCUUAACUCGCCGAUCCCCUGCAUGAUCCCCUUCGUGCCUGUGGCGUACGACACGAGCUCCAAGGCAGGAAUGACGGGCUCGGAGCCGCGGAAGGCGAGUCUGGAGGCGCCGGCCGCACCGGCGGCAGCACCCGCAGCGCCCGCGUUCAGCUGCAGCGACCUGCUCAACUGCGCGCUGAGUCUCAAGGGCGACCUGGCCCGCGACGCGCUGCCGCUGCAGCAGUACAAGCUGGUAAGGCCGCGUGUGGUCAACCAUUCUUCCUUCCACGCCAUGGGAGCCCUGUGCUACCUGAAUCGGGGUGACGGCCCGUGCCACCCGGCAGCCGGCGUUAACAUCCACCCGGUGGCCUCCUACUUCCUCAGUUCCCCUCUGCACUCUCAGCCAAAAACGUAUUUAGCUGAAAGAAAUAAACUGGUGGUCCCGGCGGUGGAGAAGUACCCCUCGGGAGUAGCUUUCAAAGACUUGUCCCAGGCUCAGCUGCAGCAUUAUAUGAAAGAAAGCGCCCAGCUUCUGUCGGAAAAAAUCGCGUUCAAAACUUCUGACUUCAGCCGAGGCUCUCCUAAUACCAAGCCCAAAGUUUUCACUUGCGAAGUGUGUGGAAAGGUCUUUAACGCACACUAUAACUUAACCCGUCACAUGCCAGUGCACACAGGAGCCAGACCCUUCGUUUGCAAAGUGUGUGGCAAGGGCUUCCGGCAAGCCAGCACCCUGUGCAGGCACAAGAUCAUUCAUACCCAGGAAAAACCUCACAAAUGUAACCAGUGUGGCAAAGCAUUUAAUAGAAGUUCCACUUUAAACACGCAUACCCGGAUACACGCAGGCUACAAACCGUUUGUGUGUGAAUUCUGUGGCAAAGGAUUUCAUCAAAAAGGGAAUUACAAAAACCACAAGUUGACCCACAGCGGGGAGAAGCAGUUCAAGUGCAAUAUCUGCAACAAGGCUUUCCACCAGGUUUACAACCUCACCUUCCACAUGCACACUCACAACGACAAGAAGCCCUUCACGUGCCCCACGUGUGGUAAAGGCUUCUGCAGGAACUUUGACCUCAAGAAGCACGUCCGCAAGCUACACGACAGCAGCCUGGGGCUGGCCCGCACGUCCGCCGGGGAGCCUGGCACGGACCCGUCGCCCCCUCUACAACAGAUGCCGCCUGCCACCCUGCCUCCUCUUCCGCCGCCGCUGCCGCCUCCCCCCGGUCCCCUGCAGCCCGGGCUCCACCCGGCCCACCAGUGAUCAAGGCCAAAGUCCCUUCCGAGCCCCAUUCGGGUCCCCACUACCGAGGCAGCGGGGGAAAUAGAGCUGGUCCUGAAGACCCCAGGGCGUGUUGGGCCCCACGUGUUAGCGCCUAUCAGAAGCCUCUGCAUUUCCCCGGCCUUGGCCUCUUGCAUGCACCUCCUAAAUGGUUCUGUGUAUUAUAUCCUAUAUACGCACUAACGAUUAUGAGAAAAUUGGGGGUUUUGUUUUCUGAUUUUUUUUUAAUUUGGAAAGACUUCAUCUCAGGUGGAGAGAUGGUGUUUUGUUUUGUUUUGUUUUUUAACAAAAUUCUGCUGUAUUUAUUGAGAUCUGUAUUAUCCUACCCGGGAAUGCUGCACCAUUUUAAUUUUAUUAUUGUAUAUAUUUCCAUUGUGUUACUCUGCGGUCUCAAGAUGCCUGCCGAUUGUUAUCAUUUCCUCUUUCCCCGAGGUAACAAGACACUGUGUGUAUGUUAUAUAUACACGCAAAGAUGUGUGUGCCUGGAAAGGUACAUUCCACAGUCGUGAACACACACACACACACACACACACACACACACACAUUAGAGAAAGGUGGUUCAUUAUGGAUGAAUUUGAAUUUUGGUUUUGAAUCUUGCACGUGAAAAUUGAUUCAUUGACUGUUGGAAAUAAAUACUUGGAACAUGCUUAUUUAAUCAACAAA